GUAUUAGUGCGCGAGUGAAGCUGGUUGUUUCAGUUGAAUGAGACGCUAAAGUGUGUAAACAUAAAGAUGCCUCUGCCACCAGCUCUACUAGCUCGUUUGGCCAAAAGAGGAAUAGUUAAGCAGGCAGACCACGAAGCUGACGAAGAAAUCAUCGCCGAGGACUAUGAUGACAACAACGUAGACUAUGAAGCCACAAAACUUGAAAAUUUACCCACCAACUGGUACAAAGUGUUUGAUGCCAUCUGUGGACUUCCCUACUAUUGGAACGUGGAAACAGAUUUGGUGUCUUGGCUGUCCCCCAGUGACCCUGCUGCAGUCGUUACUAAAGCUGCAAAGAAGCAAAGAGUUCCAGUGGAGAUUGCAGAAGACCGAGCUGAUGGCCACCGGGAGAAGUUGGAUAGAGAACGAGAGCGCGAGAAAGAGAAGGAGCGAGACAGGGACAGAGACCGGGAUCGGGACAGGGAGCGAGACAGAGGCAGAGACCGAGACGACGGGAAAGACAGAGACCGAGACAGGGAUCGGGAUAGGGACCGUGAAAGAGACAGACGAGUGAGGAGAGAAGACAGCGGCCCAUACAGCAAAUCAAAGAGAGGUGGAAGUCGAAAGCAGCAGGAGGAGAUGGAUCCUAUGGAUCCCAGUGCUUACUCAGAUGCACCAAGGGGCUCUUGGUCUGCUGGCCUGCCCAAGCGUAACGAGGCUAAAACUGGGGCAGAUACAACAGCAGCGGGUCCUCUGUUCCAGCAACGGCCGUACCCCAGUCCUGGAGCUGUUCUUAGAGCUAAUGCUGAAAACACCAGACACGUGGAAGAGGAGGAUUCUGACUGAGCAUGAAUAAAGCAUUUAUAGAGCCUUUAUAACAACCUACAGUAAUAAACAUCAACACCACCAUUCUCAAAACUAUAAACAUUAUAGGCUCAAUGUGCUUUCCUACCACCCCUUUAUAAAUAAAUCCAGUUUUAUUGUCUGUAUUUACAUUUUUGGCAUACUUUGUAUGGCAGUUUGACGUUCAGUGCAGUUGUAAAUAUAACGAUUGUAUUAUACAUUUUGUAGUAAACCACAGCUGCUUUUAAUUGUGAAAUGUUUGACCAGUUUAAUUGUUUUACAUUCAUAUAAAAUUCGUCAUUUUAAGCCAUUUGUGAACUUUACUCUGUAAAUUACAAUUUUUAAUUUUGUGUGUGGUAUGGUGGUGCAGGUAGUAGUGACCAGAAGUGACCUAUAAUGCUGUGCUGCCCCCACGUUGUCUGAGCAGCUUGACUUGUUUUCUUUGAAUACUGUUUUUUUCCUUCGUUAUUCUUAUUGGCAAAUGACAUGUUUUUAAAUGUAUUUAUACCUGUUUACACCUGGUAAUUACCACAAAUAAAUGCACACACCACCAAAAACUAGA
Molecule: messenger RNA, 1384 nt
Organism: Trichomycterus rosablanca
Lineage: Eukaryota; Metazoa; Chordata; Actinopteri; Siluriformes; Trichomycteridae
Gene: pqbp1
Product: polyglutamine binding protein 1
Exons: 7
Coding region: 67-825 (252 amino acids)
Cellular component (GO): cytosol; plasma membrane
Molecular function (GO): protein binding; lipid binding
Source: RefSeq, a predicted model, not a curated record